Pygocentrus nattereri (red-bellied piranha) is the source of this 2873-nucleotide messenger RNA. It is a transcript of the gene atp6ap1la, whose product is annotated as ATPase H+ transporting accessory protein 1 like a. Gene Ontology annotation, cellular component: proton-transporting V-type ATPase complex. Lineage: Eukaryota; Metazoa; Chordata; Actinopteri; Characiformes; Serrasalmidae. Bases 43 to 1047 code for a protein of 334 amino acids. The record is from RefSeq and is a predicted model, not a curated record. The transcript is spliced from 7 exons.
ACGGUCAGUCGGCGUCUGUGGCGAGCGCGCGCGGACGUACACAUGGCAACGCGGGGGCGCGCGAUGGCUCUGGCUUUGUUUUCAUUUAUUUUUCUCCAGAUUUUUCCUUCGUCUUACCAACACACUCCUGCGCUUGUCGACAAGAGUUCAGAUGACUCCACAUCCCAAGACCACAGAGUAAGAGAAAAUGGAGUGGCUGGUGAGAGCCGGGGUGGCUCAUAUGGGGACGGCUCAUUGUUCACGGCGGAGAAGCUGCUCAGACAGGCGCUGCAGCUUCACGACUGGCGGCCACAGUCUCCUCCUCGGAGCAGGCGAAAGUUGCUGCAGUCAGCAGGAAUUAUGCCCUACUCUCCUCUGAAUGUAGCUUACAAUGGCAAAACCUGCAUUCUCUUUAGGGCCAGGAAGCUGGCCAUCAGAUACAGAAACCACACUUUAGUAGACCUGACCGAGAGGGCUUUUGGCCCUGAUGCACUGGUGGACACCAAAGGAUCGUUCUGCGGCAAAGAUAAAGCCACACUCAACCUACGUUUUGGAGAUGUGGAGGACCUCAGAGGACUUUCCAUCAGACUGCAGAUGUCCAACACUUUCUACGAGUCAGCAGGACAGAACUGGUUCACUCUGGACAGUGUUCACAUCCACUACAACUGGACACACGAGGCCACAUUCAACGCAACUGACGUUUAUGCUCCGUCCACCAACUCCUAUCACUGCCAACAUGUCAGCAGCCUCCAGAAAUACGACACGCUGCUGGUGCCCAGCUCCAACACUGACAACUCAGCAAACUGGCAUAUAACAUUCACUGAUUUUCAGAUCCAGGCUUUCAACGUGCAGUCCAGCAAGUUUGCCUCAGCCAGCGACUGUGCCACCUUCUUCACCCCGGCCAUCCUCAUGGGCCUCAUCACCUCCCUCAUCCUGCUGCUCGUCCUGGCCUACGCCCUGCACAUGGUGGUGCACCUGAAGCACAUCGACCGUUACGAAGAACACAAGACCACUGUGUAUUUUCCUCGCAAUACGGAAGUCGAAUGCACAGAGAAGAACAACGUGUAGACCUCCAGGAUCCUCCUGAGGACCUCCAAGCAGAGAGAGGGACAGUUUGGCUCUGAAGCCCGUUCAGUGAAAGCCGACGGCAGGCUGGAAGCACAUCCUUCAGAGCUUUUCGGCUCUGACUGCACUACUACACUCGCAGCACUGUGGUAGGACAGUGAGAGUCCAAAGCUGAUUCCUGUGGGAUUUUCAAGCUCUGCUGCAUUACGGUGGAUUCUGAAAUACCGAGAUUCAUAUCUGCCAGCGUUCAACAAAAUGUCUUUGAUGGAAAAUGCCGUUAGAGGCACGUGAGCAGGAGAACUGUGGAUGUUUUUUGAAUGAAAUUCAGAUUAGCACAAUAUCCAGUGUACCUUGAAUUUGCAUCGUCUGUCUUAGCAUAUAACUUUCUGGCGAGGACCAGGUUCAUUUAGUUAUGGACAAUUUAUUACACUUACAAACUGUGUAUAAACCAUAUUAUGUAAUUGAGCUACUCCAAAUUUUAAGUCCUGACCUGUCUUUAUGUGUUAGACACUGAUAAUAUGGAAAUACUAUGCCUAAAUUAAUGAAUUUCAAUUUUUUUUCUUUUUAAGAAGUGUUAUCUGUAAAAAUAAGUCUAAAAAAAGCCUACAGUACUGUGCAAAUGUCCGAGACCACGCCUCAUUUAUUUAACUCCCAGUCAACAUUGUUCUCCGUUUUUCAGGAGAUACGUCUGAGGAGAUGUAAGAUAAUCUAAUGAGACCGUCAAAGGAAAAUGAGUGAGAAACUGGAGUUCAAGACAUUAAAAAAUAUAGAGGAAAUUAGACUCCUAACGACCAUGCAAGAUGCGGAAGACACCAAAACUGUCCCCAACAGAUAAACAGCACUUUCCAAUUUGAGAGAGAGGAGAAAAUCAAGCUCCACUCUUACUUCAGAGCUGAAACAAUCCAAAGGUGUUUCUGUCCAUCCUUCCACUGUGAGAAGACAACUCGGCACCAUGAGUCUGGAAAGAAAACAGACAAAAUUUUGCCAAUCAAACGAAGAGCGAUAGAGUGACCACCCCAGCGUCCAGGCCUCAACAUCACUGAAUGUGUUUGGAAUAAUUUGGAUUAUGAGAAGCAAGAAGUGCAGCCCAACUUCUAAGACUGAACUUUGGAGGUGUGAAGUAAAUCUCCUGAAAAGAAUGAUAUUAUGUUUAGUUGUUGAGGCUUGUGUAUAUUUUUUUCAGCUAAACACAUUUGGUACCGUUAUGACUGUAAAUUAAGUGAAUAAUAAUAGGUGGUCUGCGACGUUUGUACAGUACCGUAUAAAUCAGUGAUGUACACUAAGAAUGGUUUCUAUGCAGUAUGUAACGAAACCCAAAGUGUCACCAAAUACCAAAUCUCCCCCUCGAGGAUGUGCAGAGGAUGAAUUAGGCGGUUUUAUUCUUUACUGGGAGAUGUGUUUUUGAAUAGUUGUGUUAAUGCAUUUCUGUGUAAACUGUAUGUUUACUCCGGUUUUGUAAUUUCUUAUUUUUUUAAUUCGUAUGUGUACGCUUUUAAGCUGAGCCUUUGACACCGAGGUGGACAUCGACCUCUUAUUAAGCAGUUGGAUUUUAUCUACAGCCAAUGAAGCACAAAGGAAGCAACAUCAAGUUGUAUCAUACAGCAUGCCAGUGGCUGCAACCAUUUCAAUACCACAGUCUGGUGGUUGGCAUUGUAUAACCUAUACUGAUAAUAAUCAUUAUAUUCUAAUAGAGGGGAAAAAAUAUACUUUCUUCAUUUACACAUGUAUGAAAUGGACGAUCGUGUGUUGAUGUUAAAUUCUACUUGUCCUCUCUGUUUCUGUUGAGUUCAAUAAAACCAGCAGCACAUUCAGGAGAGCUGUCAGUCAUG